CGACGGGGUACAUCUUUAUGUUUGGUAGUACACCAAUCUCUUGGUGUUCGAAAAAGGAACCGGUUGUAGUACUCUCUUCUUGUGAGGCCAAGUACAUUGCGGCGUCGUUAGAUGCGUGCCAAGCUAAAGGGUCAUUUUACAGAUGACAGUGCUUCUGUUUCACUCAACCUUCCAGAGUAUUUUACAGAUUUUGAAAUUAAAGGGUCAUGUAGAGGCUUCAUACUUUUCUGCCGUUCCUUAAAUAUCUACCUAUGGAAUCCAUCCACUGGACUUCACAAACAAAUACCUUUUUCUCCUUUUGGUUCUAAUAUAGAUGCAACUUUUUUCUACGGUUUUGGGUAUGACCAUUCAACUGAUGAUUAUUUGGUUGUUUCAAUGUCUUAUCAUGAUUCAGAUGAUACUCAAUUACACUUGGAGUACUUCUCAUUGAAAUCUAAUACAUGGAAAGAAGUUGAGGCUCCUCACUUCUGUUAUAUCUUCGCGUAUGGGCCUAAACGCGGGUGUCUCUAUAACGGAGCUAUUCAUUGGUUGGCUUAUCGUUAUGAUUUACAUUUACAUGUUAUUGUUUCAUUUGAUUUAAUGGAAAGGAAACUUUCAUAUAUGCAUCUGCCACAUGAUUCCUAUGGGAAUCCUUUGCAAUGGGGUGGUUUGUGGGUAUAUGGAGAAUUUCUCAGCAUAUAUACUAAGAAUUAUAGAAAUGAUACCUUUGAAAUAUGGGUGAUGAAAGAGUACAAAGUGAAAACGUCUUGGACUAUGACUCUUGUUCUUCCUCUUGAUCUUAGAUCCAAAGUGACUAUGUAUAUAGAUUCUCUGCUUUUACUCCCCGGUGAUGGUGACAACAAGCCAGAUUAAGAAGAAUGAGGUUUGAAUUCAUUAUUUUCUUGCUAUUUAUAUUGAACUAAAGCAUAGUUCAUAAUUUAACAAGGCAGGUUGAUCCUAAAUGGAUGUAGCUGGAUUUUAUUCUAAUAUAUGUUUUUGUUACUACUUAAA
This is a messenger RNA of Lathyrus oleraceus (garden pea), 990 nucleotides long. Its product is annotated as F-box protein CPR1. The transcript has a single exon. The record is from RefSeq and is a predicted model, not a curated record. Bases 112 to 852 code for a protein of 246 amino acids. NCBI's taxonomy places the organism in Eukaryota, Viridiplantae, Streptophyta, Magnoliopsida, Fabales, Fabaceae.